GCAAAUCAAUAACGAUUCUCGCCAUCGCAAGUCAAGAAUCGAAGUAGCUAUACACACACAACCAAGGGACGAGUCGCCCUCAACCCGACUCUCCCUCACUUCCGUCUCCUCCUUACAUCUCUCUAAUCAUCCUCUCCCACCGACACAAUGUCAGCCAUCCUCUCAGCCGACGACCUAAACGACUUCAUCUCCCCAGGCGUAGCCUGCAUCAAACCCAUCGAAACCCUCCCCGCCGCCCCUCCACCCCCAACCGAUCUCGAACAUGAAGUCAUCCUCGACGGCCAACCCGGCUCCAACCCCGGCGCUGACGCCGGUCCCGCCCAGAUCUCGCUCACAGACUGUCUAGCCUGCUCCGGAUGCGUCACCUCCGCCGAAGCUGUCCUCGUUAGUCUACAAAGCCACGCCGAGCUCCUCCACGUCCUCGACAGCGCUCCUUCACUACGCGUCACAACACAGCCGGAUGGCGGGUUCAAAGUCGCUGGGCUAGAGGACCCGAAGGCGAAACUCUUCGUCGCGAGCGUGUCGCCACAGACGCGUGCGAGCUUGGCUGCGGUUGCGGGAAGCGGGGUUGGGGAGCGUGGGGCCGGGAAUAUGAUUGCGCAGCUGUUAUCUGGAGCGCGGGGGUUGCGCGCGGGUGGGAGGUUUGGGAAUGCGUUUGAGUGGGUUGUGGAUACGAAUGCGGCGAGGAAGGCUUGUCUUGUGUUGGGUGCUGAAGAGGCGGUUGAGUGUUCUAAUCAGGUUAACGGUAUGGGGAAUGGGAAUGGGAAUGGGAGUGAAAGUGGGAAAGGGAAGAAUAAGCCUACGAAACCGGUCUUGACGUCGAGUUGUCCGGGCUGGGUGUGCUAUGCUGAGAAGACGCACCCGCAUGUGCUGCCGCACAUAUCGCGAGUUAAAUCCCCACAGGCACUCAUGGGCACGCUGCUCAAGACCGUGCUUAGCCGCACGCUGGGAAUACCCCCGGAUCGCAUAUGGCACUUAGCGGUGAUGCCGUGCUUUGACAAGAAACUAGAGGCGAGUCGCGAGGAGCUCACGGACGCGGCGUGGGGUGGGGGCGGGAAGCCCGGGAAGGGGGUUAGGGACGUGGAUUGUGUCAUCACGAGCAAGGAGAUCUUAAUGUUGACGGAGUCGCGAAACAUUGAUUUCUUCGGAUUACCCAGAGCCCCGGUCUCUGCCUCGUUACAAACCCCUUUCCCCGAUCUUACACUACACCGUUUUCUCUUCCCCGCCAGCUCCUCGAAGAGCCAAUUCGACCCCUGGGCGGGGACUUCGGGGGGUAAUCUAUAUUACACAUUAAAUUAUGUUUCCGCGCAACACCCUGACUCCAAGAUCGAGACUAUACGUGGUCGCAACGCCGAUGUCGUCGAGUACACGGUUAAUUCGGCAGAUGGACAACCUGUGUUCAAGGCCGCGAGGUACUACGGCUUUCGAAACAUUCAAAACCUGGUUCGCAAGUUGAAGCCGGCCAAGGUAUCGCGAAUGCCUGGUGCUAGGACAGCAGGGGCCAGAAAACCAGCGGGAAAGCAGACAGGAUUGGAAUACGCCUAUGUUGAGGUCAUGGCUUGUCCCGGAGGCUGCACCAAUGGUGGUGGGCAGGUCAAGGUUGACGACCCAGUAGUAAUGGAACGGAAGGGUUUAGAGUCUAAGCCCGGACCACAAGAGCAGAAGCAGUGGUUGGCGCAAGUUGACGAGGCAUACUUUUCCGCCGACGAUUCAGACUUUGACUCGGAGAUCGAUAGCGGGAAUCCCGCGGCGGUGAACGGAGGACAGGUACAAGAAGGCGGUAGCAUGGUUGGUAGCAUUUCCCCAGCAUACAUUCGAGAUACCCUGGCGCAUUGGGCAAGCAUAACUGGCAUAGAGGUCGACAAAUUGGUUUACACGAGCUAUCGCGAGGUGGUGAGCGAUGUUGGCAAGGACAAGGCGGCAGGUGCCACGGAAAGGGUCGUCCAGUUAGCUGGCAAGAUCGGUGGUGGCUGGUAGUCUGGUGCUUGUAGUUUUCUGCAUGUA
Molecule: messenger RNA, 2004 nt
Organism: Annulohypoxylon maeteangense
Lineage: Eukaryota; Fungi; Ascomycota; Sordariomycetes; Xylariales; Hypoxylaceae
Product: cytosolic Fe-S cluster assembly factor NAR1
Exons: 1
Coding region: 148-1977 (609 amino acids)
Biological process (GO): iron-sulfur cluster assembly
Cellular component (GO): cytosolic [4Fe-4S] assembly targeting complex
Molecular function (GO): 4 iron, 4 sulfur cluster binding
Source: RefSeq, a predicted model, not a curated record